GAAACUUCAGAGGAAAUAUUAUUUUGAAAAGUUAUCUCUGAAGUUACACCCAGGACUUCCCAUGCUUCUUUCGAAGAAAUGAACAACGGCAGUUCUGGAGUAUAAUACAGAUCACAUUGAUUUUUUUUUUUUUUUCAUCUGGGCAACAGCUACACAUGCCCCGCAUGAGGAGAUGCUGAGUUUGCUGUGACCACAGGCAGGUGAAUUUUGUGUUGGGUUGGUGGAGUGAAACAACUCAAAGCCGGGCUGAGUGAGGAUUAGAGCUGGCUUGACACAAGGAGGAAGUAAGAGCUCCCAUCUCCUAACUUAUGAGGAAGGAAAGAAAUACCGAUGUAUGUAACUUUAAAGACAACAAUGUCACUUGUUUUGCAAAUCCAGAUAUACUGUGUGAAAAAUCUCGCACAAAGGCAGAUAAAAUCUUAAAAGUUGGGAAACAGGUAAAGGACAAGGUGCUUGCAGAGACAAGCGUGGAAGUUGUGGGCUAUGGGAUGAGUCCUGCACAGUGGAGAAGAUGAGCCACCGAGGGAGGAAGUGAGGACAGUGACGGGGACUGCUCCUACCUCAGUGCUGCUCCUGGACAGGGUCUCUACCUUUCACUCCUUUCCUGCCCUAGACACCUGCAUAGCUCUGCUUGGAGCUGCUGGAUGGGAACACCUUAGUUUCAUCUUCCCUGAAAGGGUUGUCCAUUCACUGUGGCCCUUGGUGUGAAGGUUGUGGACCCACAAGGACAUGCCUCUUUGCAGAACCCAUUGGGACCAUGGAAGGAAAAGAGGCUUCACAGAGUCAUCACUCAGAGGAGAGCAGUAUGUUGGACCUACCCUCUGCUUGUGACCUAGCAGAGAAUUUUCUGCCUCCCCACAGCGCAGAAAACAGUGAGGAGCCUUGCUUUUCUGUGGAUACGCUUCCCUCUCCAUCCACAGGAGAGAGCGAGCUACCAUCUGCAGUUCCUGGGGGCUGUUCUGCUAGAGGUGCUGAGAAAGCAAAUCUAAAAGCUGGGCUGUGUGAGCCUGCUGAGCCUAGCAACGCUGCACUAUCAUGGAUGUAUGAACAUGACAGCGCUGAAGAUUCCAGUGUCGGGAAAUCUCUUGACAGCUUCUAUGAGACGUACUGUGAAACACAGCUGGGCAGAAGGGAUCCCACAUGUGAGGCUGGGUCACGCUGUCUGUCGCAGAAGAUUUCAGAGCUAGCAAACCGAGAGGGAACAAAAUAUGCCUUGCGUUGCCUGCAGAUGGCCCAGGUGGUCUUGAACAGAGAUGGGUGUAAGAUUUUUCCAAACCACCCCACCACUGCUUGUUUCUCAAAGCCAACUGAGGGAGAAGUGAUGGAAGAACAAAUGAGAACACCUGGACUCUCAGAUGAUGUCCUGCAACUCCUCUUGAAGCAAACACGGAUGGGGCAUGGCCCUUGAUGUCUUGCAUGAGACAUGAACAAGAGGCUGCUUGGCUUCUGCCAUCAGCUGUAAAGGCUCUGCCUCUGUGUGGAUGGCUGAGCUGUGCAAGUUUGCUCAUGGACCUGGGAUCCUGCAGUAUGUAGCACUGCUGGCCUGGCAGUGCUUACUCCUGGCUUGCACCUGAGAGCAAAAUGGGUCUGUGUGGUUGGGUGCCAGCAAGGAGGUGGCUAACGUGUUUUCUGACAAUGCUUCUUUAGAAGUGUCUGUGCAAAUGUAUCAACCUAAACAACAGAGGUCAUAAAGACUGAUUGUGAUCUGGGUGAGCUUUUGGGGCAGAAAAAGUGUGUGGGAGAGAAAUACUGCUUCUGAGUAGGGUUGUUUUUUCUAGCAGAGGAAAGAAAAAGCCCUGUUGCCUUAGUGAUGUUUCUAAUGCUUCACAUGUGCCAGUUGAGUAGAGGUGUGAAUUUUUUUCUUGUCUAUAUGAGCUGGCAAAAGAGCAGCCUAAAAUAAAACAGCUUCCCAAAGUGCCCUGCUGCAGUGUUUGCAGGGAAGCUGCGGUGCUAGAGCCUGCUGCCCUGUUAGCUGACUGCUGGGAGACGUAGAGCACCUGGGAAAAACAGAGCUAAAAAAUAUCUCAGCAACCAAACCACCAGCUUGAGAAUGCUUCAGUGCUGAUUUUUCCAGCACUCUCCCUGCCCAUUAGCCCCUGCUGGUUUCACCUACUGCAAGAUCUGCCCCAGAGCUCUAAAAGAGGGAGCCAAUGUUCAGUGCUGACAAGCAUAAGACUAUGCAAGACUUGAUUGCUUUCCUGGUGUGUUGAUGGAUGAGGGGAAAUGUCAUCACAGAUGUCUGAACCACAGGCUGCCCUGGGGAUGACUUCUUUCUGAUAUGGGUCACUGGAGUUAGCUGCUUACAGCAAAUGUUUCCUUUAUCUAACAAGCUCUGCUGCUGCAGAUCCCCAGUUCUUGCUCUGGUGUUAGCUGGCAAGAUCACCGUUGGCAUCAGUGAGCCCAACACAUGGGUUUCCAGGCUUGGCUUGUGGUGACAGUGUCACCUGCCUGAUGCUGAGGGGUGACCCAAAUAGCUAGUUCCCGGCUGCUGGCUUUGGUCACUGUCAGCUGUGAUGUUUACAGUGCUCCAGGUGUUCUCCUGAGAGGGGGUUAUCAACUAUUAGAGCUACUAUUGAUUAAUUUGCAGUUGAUCUUAUAUUUCUGUUCUUGAAUGAUGUUUCAAACUCUUAGAGACACUUGGGUGGGAAAAGAUAGUUGCAUGGGUCUUGACCCAGGUUGCCAGGCCCAUUGCUUUGAUGUAGUUCUUGCUUAGCUUCACAGAAUGCUGAAGCCUCUGGAUUGAACUGUUCUCUGGAGGGCUUGCAAGUCAAAAGGUUUUUGUCUUCUCCGAACUUAUUGUUAGGUUUUCAUGAAAAUUUGGAACCUAAUUGUUUUAUUAUGUUUUCAUAAUGUAGGUAUGUAAAGAAACAGAAUAGAGCUGAGCUGGAUGGGAUUUUCUGGAGCCUAAUCCAUCGACUUUAAUGCUAACAAAACAAGUUCAAUGUUUAGGGGAGUCUGACAAUCUUGCCAGAUGCCUUACUGUGGUGUUGAGUCUAAGUAUGUCUGAGUUAAAAUACCUAAUCAUUCCUACCAUAAAAUGAACUGCUCUGUAUCUGGAGAAACCACUUAAUUUUAGGAGGUGUUUCAUUGGGAUUUUAUAGCUCAAUUGCUUCUAUUAAGUUAAACAGGACUGCUUCAUGGAGAAUAAACACCCAUUACUCCUUUUCACACUUGCUGCUAAUUAAUUUUUUACAAACCUGUGCUGGAACCUGCUGCAUGUAUUUCCAAGACUGCUGAAAGCCAAAUCAUUUGCAUUACUCAUUUCCUGAUAAAUGUCUCCUUAGUUUUCUCCAAGACAGAACUGAAUGCACCACUCUCCUGUCAGGUGUUCCAGGCUAAAACCCCCCGGUCCCUUGGAACAUGUUUCAUUUUGAAGUGCAGUGUUUGGUGUUUUAUGAUGCUGCACAGAAGACAUUGUAAUAUUGAAUUAUUGCUGCUAAGCAAUAGCACAGGUGGUCCAACAUGUCUGUCUGUGUUCAUUCUGUGCAAAGUUGGGUUUUUACAGCCUAAGUAAAAGGGAAUCUUUUGGGACAGUUACAUUUAAGACUAGUCUUCUGAAUCCACAAAACCACUAUUUCACAGCCUACUUCCUUGCAAGAAGGGGGCGAAGAGGAGCCUUUAGGAAAGGCAGAAGCAACUAUCCAAGGAGGGAUCAGCUUCAAAUGUGUAGGGCUGCCAGGACGUGCUUCUCUGUACCAAUCCCUCCUCUUGCAGAGCAGGAUGGCUGGAGACAGCCCUGAGACAUCUUCUACUGCUGUCCUGGACCCCUUCCCCACCAGGUUCAAGCUCUGCCUGGCAGCUCCUGUCCUGUAGCCAACUACCCCAGCACCCUUCUGCCAGCCUCCACUCUCUCUCUCUGCCUUUGGUGCUGAUAAGAUCUCUGGGGGAGGUUUUGCUUCAAAGUGAAAUGGAUCUUGUCUUUGAGCCCUGAGAACUUGAUGUCAGUGAGCAAAGGAGCAGCAAGCCCAUGCACAACCACUUGGAGGCAUCCUGGCCCCUUUGCUGUUUUACUCCUGUUGCCAGAUGAUGACUGUCUUCAUGGCUGCUUUCACCUGCUGGUGCAUCCCCUGCAGGGGUGGCUUUCUGCAGUGAUGCCACCUGCUAAGUGGGGAGGCCUCUGUGCCCUUUGUUCUCUGAUGCAGAUAUGGUCAAGGAAGCCUGGAGAGCAAGAGGGAAGUGACGUGUAGGAGGGGACAGCAUUUGGGCAAAGAGGAAAAGAGAUGGGAUCUUGCAGGUCAACAUCUAGAUGCCUUGCUACUGCAAGUACUCCAGUACAGCUGUGCUGUUCUCUCCAGUUGGAGUGUCUGAGUGUCAGUGCCUUUGAGACAGCUGUUAUCCUGCCAGCUCAGCUGCUGUGACCUCCCAUCCAUUCCCUCUCUGUGCUGGCUGGAUCCUAGUGCAGGUACCUGAGCCUUGUGCCCAUCACUCUCAGCUGUGGCUUCACAUGAGGGUGUUAUUCCUGCUUGUCUGGCACAGCUGCUCUGCUCUACAGGCCUUCCUCACAAAGGCAGUAGAAAUUAGGCUGUUGACUUAAACUGGAGCAGAAGGAAGGCCCCUCUGGCUCAGCUGGCUGCAAAAUAGGGCAGAGAUGUUUGAGCUUGGUGCGGCCUCUCUUUGCAUAUAGGUUUAUCAGGUAUACUGGGGCUGUCUGGGUUAGGGUUACUGUCCUUAAGUCGUCAUGAAGCUGAUGCAUGGCUUCUCCAUGGUUCUGGCUGAUGUGUUGGUUUGCCUGCAUCGUGACCACCCCAGCUCUGUCACAGCUAUGAGAGCACUAAUGCUGACAGAUGUAGGGAGCUAUUGCCAAAGAAGGUGCUCAACACAAAUUGGAUGUUGUUGCAUGUAAUUUUUCUCCAGCGCUGAUGUCAGUGCCUCAAAUGCUGCCUCCUAAUCCUUUUGUAGGCUUUUAUGGCAGUGUUAACUCACCUGGAAGCUGAAGGCACCCACAGGAGGAGCGAGGUGGCCCUUGCCACUUCUUGGGUGCCAGCUCGCUGGGCUGCAGGCUCAGCUCUUCCACUGUGUGUGCUGGGCAAACUGCUAAGCAAGGAAACAAACUCGCCCGUGGACCUGGCUAGAAAAGAGCCAGCAUCUGGUACCUCUGACUUUGCUGCUGUUUGAGAAAGUUGGAGACCUAGCCUGUGCUUAGGCUAGUAAUAGAAAAUAAACCCUUUGGUUCCUCUAACAUCUCAGAUUUCUGAUCAGACAUUUACAGUCCAGCAAAAGAAAAGGGAUAAGAGGCCCUGUUACCCUUCCUGUCUUUAGGAAAUGAGAUGCAAAGACAGGAGAGAGACAAGGUGGAUGCUGAAAGAGCCUGAAGACGGAUACUGGCAGGGGAGAGCAUGAAAUGCUUCUGUUCUGAAGAGCGACGUAGGCAGAACAGCCGGGAUGCAGCUGAAAUAUAGGGAUUAUGACUCACAGCUACAAGUCUUGGCUGGUGUUUGGCAGAGGGCUCAG
Molecule: messenger RNA, 5451 nt
Organism: Struthio camelus australis
Lineage: Eukaryota; Metazoa; Chordata; Aves; Struthioniformes; Struthionidae
Source: RefSeq, a predicted model, not a curated record